Messenger RNA from Juglans microcarpa x Juglans regia, 2473 nucleotides. Its product is annotated as N-glycosylase/DNA lyase OGG1. Gene Ontology annotation, molecular function: damaged DNA binding; 8-oxo-7,8-dihydroguanine DNA N-glycosylase activity. Gene Ontology annotation, cellular component: nucleus. The record is from RefSeq and is a predicted model, not a curated record. The coding region runs from base 153 to 1274 and encodes 373 amino acids. The transcript is spliced from 4 exons. Gene Ontology annotation, biological process: nucleotide-excision repair; base-excision repair; base-excision repair, AP site formation. NCBI's taxonomy places the organism in Eukaryota, Viridiplantae, Streptophyta, Magnoliopsida, Fagales, Juglandaceae.
GUGCAUAUUGAUCCAAGCCCGCACAACAUCAACGAUCCCUCCUGAGGCCGAGUCCCGAUUGAAGCAUUCCUCUCACUUUCACACCCCGGGAGGUGCCUGACGCCGCCGGUAGCGGAACCGAGAGAAUCUCUCAUUCGGUUGCCGCCAUUUUAAUGCACUCACCCAGACCGAGCUCUCUCCCAAUCAUGAAGAGGUCCAGACCGACCCCACCACCCACACCGCCGCUUUCCACUGCCAAAUCCACCGCACCCAUCUUCAAAAAACCCAAAUCCAAAGCCAUGAUCCCACCCAAAUGGGUUCCACUCGGUCUCAGCCAAUCGGAGCUGUCCCUGCCCCUCACUUUCCCUACCGGACAAACCUUCCGGUGGAAACAAACCGGUCCUCUUCAGUACACCGGUGUCGUCGACUCCUACCUCAUCUCCCUCAAGCAUCUCCAAGACGGUGAAGUCUCCUACUGCUUCCACCACCACGCCACCACCGGGGAUGAGAACAACGCCAGGGUGGCUCUGCUUGAUUUUCUCAAUAUGCGUAUUUCGCUCAGUGAAAUCUGGGAGGUCUUCUCGGCCUCAGACCCGAGGUUCGCCGAGCUGGCGCGCCACCUGGGCGGGGCCCGGGUGCUCAGGCAAGACCCGCUUGAGUGUUUGAUACAGUUUCUGUGUUCCUCUAAUAAUAACAUAACGAGAAUUACUAAAAUGGUGAACUUUAUCUCAUCUCUGGGGAAUUGUCUGGGGACCGUGGAAGGCUUUGAGUUCUACCAGUUCCCAGGGCUGGAGCGGUUAGCGAUGGUUUCAGAGGACGAGCUUAGGGAGGCCGGUUUCGGUUACAGGGCCAAAUAUAUCAUUGGCACUGUAAAUGCUUUGCAAUCAAAACCUGGUGGAGGUACUGAAUGGCUUGCAUCUCUUCGUAAUUUGGAUCUUCAUGAGGUUAUCGAUGCUCUCUCUACUCUACCUGGAGUUGGUCCUAAGGUGGCAGCAUGCAUAGCUCUCUUCUCUCUUGAUCAACACCAUGCCAUUCCUGUUGAUACACAUGUGUGGCAGAUUGCUACAAGAUACCUGUUACCGGAGCUUGCAGGUGCCCGUCUGACACCCAGGCUCUGCAGCCGUGUGGCAGAGGCAUUUGUGAGCAAAUAUGGCAAAUAUGCUGGCUGGGCUCAGACUUUGCUUUUCAUUGCUGAAUUACCUUCACAGAAGGCCCUCCUGCCAUCACAAUUUUGUAGUAUCAAAGAAAAGAAAGCUGCCAAGAGUAAGAAUGGCAAAACGUGCAGUGCUAAUUAAAGAUGUCAAGAUCAAAAUGCAAGGGUGUUGUCAGAAAUAACAUUUUUCAUGGUUAAGGCAUCUGGAUGUUGAACGAUGGUGUUAUUUGUCUCAAGUGGAGAGAGGAUGAAAAAACUGCAUAUCUUUUUCAGGUUACUCCUGUAAAUCAUACGGCAUCUUCCUUCUUAAAUUUCUUCAGGUUUACCCUUUGUGUUUUUGGUUUCCAAGGAUGCUCCUUUAGGUACUUUCUUCAUUACCCAUAGCAGGCAGCAAAUUCUUGAGGUCAGGAACUCUUCUUCUCAUUCUCCUUCUUCAUUUAUCAGUCUAAGGGGUAUGUGCAAAUUAGUUCAACCAGGUGGAAGAAGAAUAGAUUAUAAAAAUCGUUACAGUUUACAAACGGGGUUGUUUUAAUUUGUUUGUGCAAAUUACUCGUGUCAAUUAUAUCUGAGGAGUACGAUAAUAAACCAAAGCAAGAGUUACUCCAACUGUUACUUAUAGGGAGAUUACACUUUUCACCCACAAAGUACUGCUCAUUUGCACCCUCCCUAUCAAAAAAAUUUCAUUUUGCACUCAAAACCACAAAAACUUUCAAUUUGCAUCCUAAACUACCACUGAGUUUCAGUUUGCACUCUCUAUUCAAUCUAAUCAUUAAGACUAUUCUAUGGCCAAUUUUUUCUUCCAUCUUAACGGCCAUAUCUUAACCCAGGGUACAAACUGAAAAAUAGGUGGUUGUUUGUGGGUGACAAAUUGACCACGACCACAUUGCACAAUCCUAAUAGUUAGAUUUUAAUGGAGGAAAAAAAGUGAAACUUAUUGUUAAUUUAGGGUGCAAAUUGAAAAAUAGGUAGCAGCUUGUGGGUGAAUAUUGUAAUUACCCUUUGCUUUCAUUCCUUGACAAUAUAACUUCUUUUUUUCAAAUUCUCUAUCUUGAUCUUUGUGCAUUAAAUAAUGCAAUGUUUAUAUGGUGCUUGAUGGCAGGUUUAUGAGCACAUGUAACUCUAACCUCAAUCUCCUUGUAUUACGGCCUAUCCGGUUAUACUGUGAGCUGGACAUUUGAAGUUAGGCAUUUAGUCAUUCUUUAUCAUUGUAUUCGAAUGAUGGUAUAAUUUUGACAUUAUUAAUUGUUUAAAGAUGUGUAAAUAAUAUGUAAUUGUUGGUGAUUGUUUACGGUUCACUUUGGUAAAACUCUAAUGAUGACAAAAUGCAGGAUAAAAGAAAAA